CAGUCACGUGACAACGAACGCCAAUGAGAGCGCGUGACGUCGUAUGUUGCAAUACAAAACAACUUGACAUUAGCUUGACAUAUUCAUUAUCAUUACGGUCGUAAUAAUAUUGUGGUUUUCAUUAGUUUCUCUUACUUUCUUUCGUUUUUCUUACUUAAUUAUACUAUACUAAUACUAGAAACUGUUGGUAACGACAAUGGAAGCAGGGUUUUUAAAAGCGACUAGCAGUAACUUGCCCAAAGUCGAUGUUAUUAUGUUGGGUGCGUUUUUCGCAAAUAAUACCAAUUUUUGCUCUGCCGAAUUCCGGAAUACCAAAACUUCAUUAUCAUCUCGUGCAUCAUACGGGGAUGAUGCAAUUAGCUACGUGCAAUUAAAACGUGACGGAAAACUUUGCACCAUAAAAUGUAAAAUAUGUCCAGAGCAUAAAGUGCGCUCCAAACUAUACACAGUGACAUUAGUUAUUGACGAAGAAGAGGACUUGAUUUGUUCCUUAGAGUGCCAUGACUGCGUAGCUUCCCAUGGCGGUUGCAAGCAUGCCAUAGCGUUUGUCAUGUGGAUUCAUCGCAGGAGUGAAGAGCCAUCAUGCACGUCCACUGAGUGUUAUUGGAAAAAGUCGAAACUGUCACAAGUUGGUACCAGUCUUAAAUGCAUAACUGCAAAAGAAAUGUCCAAGGGCUGUCCUAGUUUGUCAUCGAAUUCGAGUGUGCUUGCAAAGUAUUUACACGAAGCAAGUAAAAGAAAAAUUGAGGACUGUGAAUUAUUAAAAUAUCAGCCCAACUCAAACCUUUCAGAUACAGCAUUAGUUUCAAUGCAUCAACUUGUGUUUAAAUUUAAAGAAAAAUGUUCUGAAAUAUUUAUUCAAAAUGUUAAUAUACCAGAUAUUACUAUCAGAAAAGUUGAAAAAGAAACUAGAAAUCAAUACAAAAGCAGACUAUGGUAUGAACUGCGGUAUGGCCGAAUAACCGCAUCUAGAGCUUUCGAAGUAAGUCGCUGUAAGACCCCAGAUGGCACAUUAAUAUCAACAAUUAUGGGUGGACAGAUACCAGACACACCAGCAAUGAGAAGAGGAAGGAUUUUAGAAGACUCGGUGAGGCAAAUUUUGCAACGAAAGUUAAAGAAAACAAUUAGAACGUGUGGGCUAAUAUUGAACUCAAAAUAUCCUAUGAUCGCUGGAUCACCAGAUGGUAUCUGUGAAGAAUACAUAAUAGAAAUUAAGUGCCCUACAAGUGCAAAAACUUUUAUGAAUUAUAUAAAAGAUGGGAAAACUACUGAAAGAUAUUAUUAUCAAAUCCAAAUUCAGAUGUACUUGGCUGAUUUAAAAAAGUGCAUAUUUUGUGUAGCUGAUCCUAAAUUUAGUGAAAACAAGAAAAUUGAAAUGUUAUAUGUUGAUUAUGAUGAAAAAUUUGUUGUAAAUAUUAUAGAAACCAAUUUGGUUCCAUUUUGGCAAAACAAUGUAUAUCCAUUAUUAUAUCAAAGUAUAAACAACUCCUAACUAGGUUUUGUUUAUACUUUGAUAUAAUAAUGGAUAUACUAGGUUUAAUAUUCAUGUUACUUUUUGUAUAAAAAUAAUUAUAAUAAAUAAAACAAGGCAUCA
This is a messenger RNA of Helicoverpa zea (corn earworm), 1594 nucleotides long. RefSeq lists its product as uncharacterized. The record is from RefSeq and is a predicted model, not a curated record. The transcript is spliced from 2 exons. Bases 197 to 1492 code for a protein of 431 amino acids. Lineage: Eukaryota; Metazoa; Arthropoda; Insecta; Lepidoptera; Noctuidae.